CGAUAUCCUUUGCGUAAACGUCGAAGCUGGUGAUAUUAUUUUAAAAGUAAAUGGCACUGAUGUUCAUCGAUACACAACGAAAGAGGUUUUAAAAUGCUUACGUCUAUCCGAUGACUCGGUUACGUUAGAGCUGCGUCGUGAUCCCAAAUUGAAGGCGCGACUCAAAGAACAGGUGGCCAAUACGAAAAAUCCCCAUUACGAAGACAUCGAACCAUCACCGCACAUUUACGACUACAAAGCAGCCAGUUGUCGAUCGCCCACUUCACACCAUCGCUCGUUGUCGCUGCAGGACUCUUACGAACCGCCACACAACAGCAACUCCAAUUCAUCGUCUUCGCCUGCGAUACGUUACGCCAAAUCGCCCACGCACUUGCCACACCGUCAAGGUUCGCUGCCAACGCCUGCGACGGCCAGCCAGCAACAGCAGGGUAAUCAUAGUCGCAGCUCUUCCGCCUCGUCAGCCCAGCUACAGUUUGGUGAUACAAACGCUUCGGUAGCGGCUGGUGGUGGAAACGCAGGUGGUGCCACUUGCACAUCGCCCACAAGUCGUCCUUCGCGCAUUCCAACCGCUUUGAAAGCACCACAAAAGCCAACCGUGCUGCAUUCGCCACAGCAUAAACGACCGCGACCAUCGCAAAUUCCAACGAAGGCCGGUCCCGCGGGUGCUGUGGCAGCUACCAACGGCAACGCGCCGCCAAGCGGCAACGCGACGCAAUCGUCUGUGCCUCCAACGGGCGGAAGUGGAAGUGCGCAUUUGCAACAUUCGAACAGUUAUAGCGGCAAUAGCACACGUUUCACGCAACAACAAAUAGCGGCGCACCAGAAGGAACGCGACGCUGAGCCAAACUCUGCGCCGCCGCAGCCAGCGAAGGCGCCACGUUUCGAGGCGUACAUGAUGACUGGCGAACUGAUACUGAAUCUAUCGAGAACUUCGCAAAGUAGUAACCUACUGCCAGGACACGCAAAAAAGAUCGAUAGCUUGCGUGACUCACCACAACGUGCGGUCGUGGCUGCGCGCGCUAACGGUGCCCUUGCGCCUCGCGCCUCCGGUGAAUCAUCGCCCACAUCAUCCUCAUCGGUGGAUUCACCUACCCAUACGGGCAGUUCGGAGUCGGCAGCCCACCAUCAGAAAGAUCGUGGCAAACGACGUCACCAACAACCGCAUCACCAUCUACUACAACAACAAUUGGAUAGCAUAAACAACAGCUACAAUAACAGUAAUAGUGGUGGCGGAGGUGCGGGCGCUGUUGGUGCGACGGCCGAUGAUGCGCGCAAAGACGACACACUGUUGUUGUGUGAUGAGUUAGAGCGUGACGACGAGGAGUUAGGAGGAGGCGGCGGUGGCGGCGGCACUGACAAUAAUCGCAGACAACGAUAUCACCAACAUCAAGCACAUUCAGCGCGACGUCAUCAGUACAGUCACCAGCAACAGCGUAGCAGCUACGAGCACGACGAAGCCGCAGACAUCGAGGAGAACGAGGAGGAUCAAACGCACUACGACAUCACAAACAUCGAAACGUACAAUAGCGGCGGCAUAGGUGGUGGCGAUGUGUGUGGCGAUGAUGAUGCCAGCGAUCGUCAGUGCCUAGUGACGCAUUAUGGUGACGACGAGGAUGACGAUGGCGACGAAGGCGAAGGUGAGGACUUCGAUGCUGAAGACGAAGACGGUUGUGGGGCUGAGCACGAAGACGAAGACUACUCUUCGAAUUCGCUCACAUCGGCAUCGGCAAAGCAACGUUUGCGUGCGUUAAAGCAAAAAGCUGCUGCUGCGCACUACAAACACGCACAAAGUGUGGUACGCGCUAGCGGUGGCGGUGGCGGUGGCGGCGCCGCCUACGAUUCGGUCGAUUGUGCGCGGCAACACUACACCGGCGGUUAUAACCAACACCACCACCACCAUCAUCAUCAUCAGCAACAGCAACAGCAUCCACAUCAACACCGCAAUCAGCAGCAUCGGCAACAGCAACGCGGCUCAGGGGGCUCGACUUCCUCAUCGGCGACGGUGAAAAGCGACGGCAUGGCCGGCUUAAACACCUCACCCGACGAGACUUCAUUCUCAGUGCCCACCUCGCCGAUUUCUUUGUCCACCCCAUUGAUUGAUAAGGACACGGCGAACUCAGUGCCCACCAGUCCGGAGCCAUCGAGCCUGGGUGCAGUGGGCGGUGGCGGCGGCGGCGGCGCCGGUCAUGAUGGCGUGGUGCGGCGACACAAUGGUGUUGUGCGUACAUGCGAUUCGGCUGGCUUUCGUACCAGCAAGUCGGAAGAUCACUUGCAGCAGGUGCAACGUGAAGGUAUGGCCGCUGUGAUACCGAUCGAUAUUGAUGAGGAUGUGAAUAGUUCGCUGAAUACACUGCUCGAUACGAGACAAGACUCUGAAGACUCGCAGGGCUCCAAUCGUGAUCGCAUCGUUUGGACUUAUAACGCACCGCUGGCGCCACACCAAAUACAACAAUUGCAGCAACAGCAACAGCUGCAGCAACAACUACAACAGCAACAACAGCAGUAUUCCAGCGCACACUAUGGCGGCGGUGGUGGCGGUGGCGGUGGCGGCCACAACAAUUCAUCGCCGAAUUCGCAGUCACAUUCACACUCCCAUUCGCAUUCGCAUUCACAUUCGCAUUCGCACUCGCAUUCGAGUUCGAUAAGUUCAUCGCCACAACAUUCAGCCGGCAGCCCUGCCUCACCUACAUCUGUGUCCAGUUCGGUGAUGUCAUCGUCCGGUUCGAAGGGUGCGCUUGGCAUAGGUGGCGCCUAUGCGUUGAGCAGCAACAACAAUGGCGGGCAACAUCAGCAGCAACAACAACAACAGCAGCAACAACAACUUCAACUGACAGCAAAUGCAGCUAAUGGCGGUACAAGUGGCGGCACCAGCGCAACCACGGCCACAACGGCUUUGCAAAUGGGCGGCAUGGUACUUAGCGAUCCCAGUGAUUCGGAUUCAACCAUACUCGUGUCUGAUACGGCGGCAGCAAGGCAAAAGCAGCAACAACAUCAUCAGCUACAACAGCAAGCACAAGCGCUACACCAACAACAAUUGCAACAGCAGCAGCAACACCAACAGAAGACUGCUGGUGGCCAACAACAGAAUACCGAACAGCAUAAACUAGUGAUACAGGUGCGUGGCAUCGAUACCAGCAAUAGUGCCUCAACACGCUCAGCCUAUUCCGAACUGAAAGACUCCGAGGAUGAAUUGGCUACGUUGACGGAUGAGCCAUUGAACACCGUAUUGACGGUGGCGGGCAGUGGCGAUGGUUUCGGCGGCACCGGUACGGGGCGAGAUUCAUCGCCACCCGUUUCAGAUGAUGGCAGCGAUGUGGAGUCGUUACAUUCCUAUCAUUACUCACCAAAGGCCGUAGAUAUGCCGUCGGCAAUACGGCUGGCCAAAAGACUGUACUCCCUGGAUGGUUUCAAGAAGAGCGACGUGUCGCGGCACCUCAGUAAAAACAACGACUUUAGUCGCGCCGUCGCCGACGAAUACCUAAAGUAUUUCAGUUUUGAAAAGAAAACGCUUGAUCAAUCUUUGCGCGAGUUUUUGCAACAAUUCUCGUUAUCGGGUGAGACGCAGGAGCGGGAACGCGUGUUGGUACAUUUUUCGAAACGCUUUUUGGACUGCAAUCCGGGUACAUUUAAUUCGCAAGAUGCUGUACAUACUUUAACUUGCGCUAUUAUGCUGUUGAAUACCGAUUUGCAUGGCCAGAAUAUCGGACGUAAAAUGACCUGCGCUGAAUUCAUUGAAAACCUGGCGGAACUCAAUGAUGGCGAAAAUUUUCCCAAGGACGUUUUAAAGUAUCUUUAUCAGGCUAUUAAGACUCAACCGCUGGAAUGGGCGCUCGACGAUGAUUCUGCUGAACUGCAAAAGCAACGCGCCGACAAUAAUGUGGGCAAUAGCACAAGCAACAGCCUAAUCGGACAAAAUCCAUUCUUAGACAUACCAGAGUCGUCAUCGGCGAUUGAAUACAAAAAAGGUUAUGUGAUGCGCAAGUGCUGUUUCGAUUCCAAUUACAAAAAAACACCCUUCGGUAAGCGUUCCUGGAAGAUGUUCUACUGUACACUGCGUGAUUUAGUGCUUUUCCUGCACAAAGACGAGCAUGGCUUUCGUAAAAGUCAGAUGUCCGAUAAUCUGCACAAUGCAAUACGCAUUCAUCACGCUUUAGCCACCAAGGCCACCGACUACACUAAAAAACAACACGUUUUCCGAUUGCAAACCGCCGAUCAAGCUGAGUAUCUAUUCCAGACUAGUGAUUCCAAAGAGCUGCAAUCGUGGGUGGAGACGAUCAAUUUCGUUUGUGCCGCCUAUUCAGCGCCCCCACUGGAGGGUGGUGUGGGUAGUCAAAAACGUUUUCAACGACCGCUGUUGCCCAGCACGCAUACAAAGUACUUGAUGAAAGAGCAAUUAGAAUCGCACGAACAACAAUUGUCUCAAUUAGAGGCUGCACUCGCAGAUCACAAGAAAGGGCCCAUACCAAACAAAGGACUGCCACUACAGAAUUAUAAAGAAAAAGAAAACUACUUGCAAUAUGAGAUACGCCGCUAUCGUGCUUAUGUGUCAAUUUUAGCUGCUAAGCUACUUGCCGACCAACAGCAAUUGGAGGCUGCGCAACAACAACAACAACAAUUAACAAGCAACGAAGAAUUGGAUAAAUUUUCCACGAGUGGUGGAGGUGUGGUAGGCGGAGCUGUGAUUGGUGCGCGGCAACAGCAGCCGCCACCAGCGUAUCCACAACAAUUGCAAUUACAACAACCGACUGCACAGUCACCAACAGCACAACAACAGCAGCAACAGGCACAGCCACAACAACAACAAACUUCAAACAGGUAUAAUUAUCAGCAACAAGAUAUUGGCUGACGGGUAAUGGGAGUUUUCUCAGCUUGUGUGGUUUAAUUGUAUUACAAAGUCUAGCCCCGCUCUUUUUAUCUUUUUUAUAUUGGUUUAUUUGUUUUUGUUUU
Rhagoletis zephyria (snowberry fruit fly) is the source of this 4947-nucleotide messenger RNA. RefSeq lists its product as uncharacterized. Gene Ontology annotation, molecular function: phospholipid binding; guanyl-nucleotide exchange factor activity; protein binding. Gene Ontology annotation, biological process: regulation of ARF protein signal transduction. Lineage: Eukaryota; Metazoa; Arthropoda; Insecta; Diptera; Tephritidae. The record is from RefSeq and is a predicted model, not a curated record.